AUGCAAAUUUUGAGGGAAGAUACUGGACAUAUUCCAUAUUUGUUGGAAUGUGGACAUAUGUUUUGCCUUGCUUGUUUGAAAAAAGUUCUCAAAGACAAGAUGUACCUGGCUUGCUACACAUGUCAUCACGAAUUAUGUGUCUUGAAUGUAAAAAUUGCGAAGCAGAGUGUAGAUGUAAGACUUGCGUUGUUCCCUUGUGCAACGACUGUUUCAACAAAAUUUGUUUUAUUCUCAGUGAUGGUGUCUACAGCAAUUAAAAAUAGGGCAGUGAGACAAGUAAAUGUAAGCAAGGUGCAUUUAUCAUCGAAAGUUCUAAACAAACAUAAGAAAAUUUUAUUGAAUAAUGACUCUUUUGCUUCAACGGACAGAUCAAAUUACGUAUUAGAUAACGUCAGUUCAGAACUAUGCUCCCUCCACAACAAUCCCAUCAUGUUUUAUUGCAAAGAUGACGAUACUAAUAUUUGUAACACGUGUCUUGAAUUAACGCAUAAAGAUCAUAAUUUAAUGGCAAUCCAGGAUAAGAUAAAAGAUUCUUUAUCAAAACUUAGUGCAUUAGAACAAAAAGUCCGACAUAACCUUGAAUUAAAUAAAAUGGCUAAAAAGGAUAUACAAAAAACUUCCAAACUCUUGUCUGAUUUGGUGAAAGAUUUAUCAUCAGAUCUACAGAGGAAAUUUCUUUAUUAUCAUUCAUUACUACAAUGCAGAGAAAGACAAUUAAAAAACGAACUUAAAUCCUGGUACAAGGUUCAUUCCGAAUACCUUACGGAUCAGGAGAGUUCAAUCACGGAACACAUUGCUAGUGCUGAAUUGACUAUUGAUGAGGUUUGCAAAAUUGUAGAAGACCGCCCAAAUGAAGGAAUUGAUUUUGAUACUAUUUUUACACGACUUGAAGAAAUCAAUGAUUUUUCUUUUCAUUUGAAGACUGAGUUUGUUGAUUACAUAAAGAGAUGCUCCGUGGUUAAUGACGAACACUUACAUAAAGUGAUAAACAAUUUAAAGAUUGAAUUGGUCCUUAACAAUGCUUCAUCGACAGCCUCCUUCCCAAUUUCACAAAUUUCAUUCCUCAAUACCGAUUUUUCCGGCAACAAGCUUUCCAGUCCAUCAGAUGUAAAGAAAGAUGUGAAAGUUUUGGUGACUUGUGUAAAUGAUCCAGGACACUUCUACAUUCAAACCACUCUGCACCACAAUAGAUUGAAAAUUUUGGAUGAAAAAAUUAAAUCUUACUGCGAGCAAUUCUUGAGCAUUGCAAACAGAAGCGUAAACUCAUCUGACUAUAAAAUAAAUGAUAUCGUUCUAUCCAAGUUUUCACUGGAAGAUAAAUGGUGCAGAGCUGUUAUAGUGGGAAUUAAUAUUGCUGAUGAUGUCAAUAAAGAAAUCAAAAAUGAGAAUGGCGACACAUUGAAUGAAUGUACCACUGAAUCGAUCGUGCUUGAAGAACCAGGCUCUCGUUCAACAGACUCAUCACUUGAUACAGUUACACUGCGUUUCAUAGAUUACGGCAAUGUUGAAACUGUUACUUGUGAAAAGCUUUUAAAAUGUGAGCAUUGUGUGCAGUGUGGAGAGGCGAAAAGAGAAAAGAAGAUUUGUGUUGGAAAUAUUGGUGAGAUCUACGUCAUCAUGGCUCCUGCGGAAUUUCAUUUUCCAAAAGGAUAUGCCCAAAAAUGUUGUUUGUCUGAUGUCGUGCCUCUAGGAGAUCGGUGGUCUGAGGAAGCAAUUGAAGCAUUCACGAAGAUGGAAUAUAAAAAUGAAGAAAGUGAGGUGGCACAUGUAGAUCUCAUUGAACAAAGUUUGGAAGGAUUUCUAGUCAGCUGCCGAGCCUCAGUCAGAGACAUGCUGAUCAGUUUGCAAGUACUUUACCAAGAAAUAAUUUUGUGCCAGACGGAAGUAUCAUUGAUUCUUUCAUUUCUCACGUUGAAUCUCCAAGCAAGCUCUUCAUCCAGUUUAGACUUGAUACACAUCGAAUCUUUGCUUUGGAUAGAAUGGGAUUUCUUGCACUUGAUGCAAGAUGUGAAGGAUUUUUUUUUAACAAUGGUGGAUGAAAUGGACGAUUUCUAUAACAACGAUGUUUCCGAUGUUUAUUCCUUCAUUCCUGUUGCUAUAGGAGAAUUGUGCGUUGCGAAGUAUUCUGUAGAUAGCAAGUGGUACCGCGCUCGGGUCAUAAAAAUCGUUCGGCCUGCUCAAGUUGAAGUCAUAUACAUAGAUUACGGGAAUUUGGAGGUUAUAUCAACUUGGAAUGUUAAAAAGAUCAAAGAAUCUUUUUGUCUACUACCUCCUCAGGCGUUUGAAUGUUCAUUGGCCGGCCUCAGUCCUAAAUCAGACGAUGGUGAAUCAGACUGGCGAGCGGAGGCCACUGAAUUUUUGAAUGGACUGAAAGAAGAUUUCUAUCAGUGUCUGGUUGUCGGCCGGGAAAAGGAGAAACUGUCGAUAUAUUUGCUGGCGUCUGAUUCCUCCUUAGUUAAUGAAACGCUGGCUUUUCGAGGAUGGGCUUCGAAGAUGUUUGAUGCGGCUUUCAAAACAGCCAGAGUUCAACAGAUUUUGUAUGAAUAUUAUUUGUAUGGAUGGAAUAAAUUAAUCAAUUAUACUAAACAGAAAAAGGUCAGGGAAGCUACAUUAGAAGUUGAUGUGGUGCACAUCGUCUCACCUGGGUUGUUUUAUGUUCGUUUUCCACAGCAGACUAAAGACCUUACCAAAUUCAUUUCUGAACUGAAUGAAUUUGUUCGCAUCUCUGGUUUAAAGCAAAACUGCACACCCUAUGCAUCGGUGAAUGAAUUGGAAGAAAAAGAUUCGCUGAAUCAAUCACCUCUUUCUCCAAGUGAAGAAAAAUCUUCAGUUGAUUCAUCUCGGUGCCGUGCGUGUGGCGACGUCUGUCUUGUUUACGAUUCCAUUUUGCAAAAUUAUAUGAGGGGUGUCAUUAGCAAAGUUGACCUGUCCACGCAAACGGCCACGGUACAUAUGAUGGAUCAUGGCUCAUCACAAAGAGUUGCAAUAUCUUCAAUAAUGACUCUACCUGAUCGUCUAAGAAAUAAGCCAGCAUUGGUGACGAAGUGCCAUUUGUUCAAUGUCGUGCCAGCCGGUGGAGGUCGCGAAUGGUCGCAAAUCUCAACCGAAUCCUUCAGUAAGCUAUCCCAUAAAACUGGAGUAUCUUGUCCCUUUUCUUCAAGACCACUUUUUGAACUUUGUAUUUUGGCGAGGGAGAGAUUAUUAGCAGAGAUUCAUAUAACGUUGCAUGAACAUAUACAGUACAUUCGUGUAAACAUUAAUGUAUACUCCGGCCAAGCACAUAAGCUGACAUGUGAAUUGCAGUUAUUUAAUGAUGAUGAAUGGUCGUCAGAACUGAGCGAUUCAUUGCCAGUUGAUCUAUCUUACAAAGAUCCAACUCCCGGUUCCUCUGGAGAGAGUCGCUUAAUGUUGUCGGAAUAUCUUCUAAUGAUUGGAUUGGCAUUAAAAUUAAAAAAUUCUUCAGUAGUUGAUGAUGAUCAAAGGCUUGAGAGUAAAUCGAAUGUCAAAUCUCUAACAGCCUCUGACCCAUCUGCAAACGAUAUUGAACUUGCACCACAGACUCAAGAGUUAUCGAUUAACGAACAAGUGAAUUGUAAAGAAUCCUGUGUUGAUAACAAUUCUAAGAUGAAAGUGCAUUUGAAAUCGAAAAAUAGAAAAUGUUGGGGGGAUAGUGAAGAAGACGAUGAGAAAGAAGACGUCGAUGAUUUUGUAGCUGUUAUGUGUGAUGAUGGUUCACUGGUUGAUGCCAAAGAAACUGAACUCUCCACAGAAAUGCAGGAUGUCGUUGUGGAUGAAAACUAUCCACCUCCGACCGCUCUUGUUGGAGAAGAAAUAACUGUCUCAUUCACCCAUUUAGAUGAUGAAGGAACGUUCCAUUUCCAGGCUUAUUCGUCCGAUCCAAGCGUUCAAAACAGCAUGCAAAUCGAAGUGGACAAUAGGUGCAAUCUAACGAGAACAACUCAAAAGGUUUGGAAGACUGGUCAGUUGGUUUCAUGCCUCUACAAAUCAGAUGGCUAUUUUUACAGGGGUAAAAUAUUAAAAGCUUACAAUCAGAAGUUAAUAGCAAAGGUUCUCUUCGUUGACUAUGGAAAUAUAGAAUUUGUUGAUUACUGUGACAUCAGUCAUCCAUUAUUUACUGAUUUCCCUGUACUGAGCUACAAAUGUCAGUUGAACAAUUACAUUUGGAAGAAAGUGGAUAAAUCGGUUAAUUCAAAGCUAAUAGACUUGACCUCUUUAAUAAUAUACAACAACGGUAAUGAUCUGCUUCUCCACAUAAAGGAUCGGUCCAAAGAAAAAUCGGAUAAUUUGUACGUGGCCGAUGUAUUUCUCGGGGGAAAUAUUCCGUUAGUUCCAAUAGUGGAGUGUGCAGAACAACUGUUAGAUUCAAAUAAACAAAUUAGCAUUGAACAACUUCUGUCUCAUCCGCUGCUCUGUCAUCGGCUACAUCAGCCACAUGAUUUUCAACAGCCGUCAGCAAAUCAGAGGCGUCAAGCAUUGCUGGUCACUCCUUCGCCAUCAACGUCUUUUCAUCAUUCUACGUUAUUAGACUCGGAUAAAUGCACAAAAUUAAAAAACAUUGACACCUCUUAUGUCAAAACUUUCAUGGACAAAUUAAAAAAUAUUGACCCACGAAAUGCCUCUGGUCCGGUGACAGAUGAUUUAAAAGAAGAUUUUGAUGCUGGCUCCUCUGAAGCAUCUAAACUAAUGAAAGCCCAACGUCCAAAAGGAUCAAAUGUAAUUGCUGCAAAAAAGAACGUAAAAUGUUUCCAUUCAAAGUUGAAUAAAGGUAAGGCUGAUGCUGGUCAGAGUUCUGAGGGCAGAGAAAAUGCGAAGCCUCAAAUUUCGAUGAUAUUAAAAAAGAAGCCAAACGAAAUUCGCGAAAAUGUGUUAAUAUAUCCUGAGCCUCCAUCUCUGCAGAAGGGAGAUGUCAUCACCUGUGUCGUUACCUGCACCUUGAAUGAAUCCGAAAUUUACAUUCAGAGAAUUUUGGCCCAAAUAAACAAUCCCUCGGACGAAAUAUGGAAAACUGUGAUUAUGAUGCAUUCGCAAAUGGAGAGAGAUCACCAGCAACAUUAUGCUGAUUAUAAACUGCUCAACAUCGCUGAAACUAAAAAAGGUUCGCCAUGUUUAGUGAAAAGCCACAAAGACAACAGGUGGUAUCGUGGCUUGAUUCUUGAUAGCUUUCAAUCGUAUGAUAAAUAUUCCUGCUAUGUCAAACUUAUAGAUUUUGGACAGGUUGAAAAAGUUCAUGAUUGUGGAAGGUUCCGAGAGCUUCCUGUUGAGCAUUACGCAUUUCCACGUCUCUCCAUAAAGUGUACAGUUAAUUUUCAACACUUGAAAAAUGACCUCAACAUUAAAAAUAUUGAACAACUUAAAAGCAAGAUUUAUUCUGCUUACAUCAACGAUCACCAGGAGAAUGGAGAUUAUCUUGUGCAUCUUCGCUAUCUAUAAAUUCGUUUUACACGUUAUUGACACUGAACUAUGUGAACAGAAUUGGUACUCUGAAUAAUUAUUUUUAUAUUCAUGCAGAAUUUUAGAGAAGUUUUUUAUUUUUUUGCUAUGCUUUUAAAAAGCUGGUCCCACAUGCUACAUUUGAUUCUUCUUUUAAAGUAGAAAAUGUUUUAGCUACUUGAUUUAUUUUAACGAUACUUUAAAAUCUUAUAUGUCGCUGAAUCUGCGAAUGUAAACCAGUUGAAUGAAUGCAUUCAGUAAAACUUUCGAACUUGUCAACAUCUACCCGGAAUAAUAAACGGUUAGAAAGCUUAAA
Molecule: messenger RNA, 5767 nt
Organism: Helobdella robusta
Lineage: Eukaryota; Metazoa; Annelida; Clitellata; Rhynchobdellida; Glossiphoniidae
Exons: 41
Coding region: 1-5451 (1816 amino acids)
Molecular function (GO): zinc ion binding
Source: RefSeq, a predicted model, not a curated record